Molecule: messenger RNA, 5183 nt
Organism: Peromyscus maniculatus bairdii (prairie deer mouse)
Lineage: Eukaryota; Metazoa; Chordata; Mammalia; Rodentia; Cricetidae
Source: RefSeq, a predicted model, not a curated record
CUUGUGUGGGUGGGAGCGGGGAGAAGAAGGAAUUGAAAACAUAUUAGAAAGCAUCUCUUAAAUAAUUAUAAUCACUCAUCUACAUCAGAAAGAUAUCUACAAUAGUCUUUUGUCUCCUUGGUCAAAGAAAAUCUCUCUGUCCCUAGACACAUGACCAAACUGUUUUUUGUUUGGUUUGGUUUUUUGUUUGUUUGUUUGUUUGUUGUUGUUGGCUCUUGUGUUCGAGAUCUGAAUUCAUUGUCUGGCUCAAAACUGACCAUGAAGAGCAGGUUAGACUGGAACUCAUAGUUCUACCCACCUCUGUCUCACCUUGGCUGACAUUAAAAGUGUACACCAACACAACCUUUAUAACUUGUUUUAUUUUCUGGUGUGUUGACAGCCAGCGGUGUGACUGUGGACUUCUCCCAGGAGGAGGGGCAAUGCCUGGACCCUGCCCUGAAGGCUUUGUACAGAAACUGGAUGUUGCAGAAUUGCAGCAUUCUGGUUUCUGUGGGUGAGAACAGUUUGCCUGCACUCUCCCUUGCUCCUCCUUGGAUUUCUUGACACACAAAGCUGCAAGUGUGUGUGUCCCUUUGAGAGAUGUGAAGCUUCUUGGGUCUAUGAUAAAUUCAGAAUGUCAGAAGUGUAUGAUAUUUUCAUCCCAAUCAUUCAGUCCCAUUUCUGUCCCUGAGAUUUGACUGAGCUGUAAGUGGAAGUGGCAUUCAAGUUACGCUACUAACUGAAAAUGCUUUCUAAUUGUCCUCAGUAUUCUGACAUUACAUCACAAUUGGGGAAUCACUUGUAUGAUGCUGUAUUUAGUUUUCUCUUUAUCCACUGAGCACAAUACUGUGUAAGAAAUCCAGGUGCUUCCUGAACAAUCUCUUUCUCAUGUGCAGGGCUCACUGGUCACCCAGACCUGCUCACAAAGUGGCCUGGGAGGAGAGAGGAGACAGUAGCUAAGGGUCCAGGGCAGCAAGUCAUCUAUUCCUUGUUCCUGAAGGAGAAACUCAAAGAAAAGAAACAGAAAGAAAUGGCUGAUUCUCCAGUAAACAUGUCCCAGGGUCUGUUGACAUUCAGGGAUGUGACUGUGGACUUCCCCCAGGAGGAGUGGGAAUGCCUGGACUCUGCUCAGAGGGCUUUGUACAUUGAUGUGAUGUUGGAGAAUUACAGCAACCUGGUCUCUGUGGAGAACUUUUACAUAUGUGAUCCUGUCCAUCAACAUGUGAAGACUGAAAAGGAGUCUUGUCAGUAUUAUGAGCUUGGCAAAGUGCUUCAUGACCCCUCCACAAGUGCAUUUUAUAAAUCAAGUGAAACUAUAGAAAAUGCUAAUAACAGCAGAUGCAGUAAUCACAGGGAUGCCUCUAUUGACUCGUCAAAUCCACAUAGACUUGAACACAUGCUCCCUGGAGAAGAACCUUGCAAAUCUAAAAACUGUGAGAAAUCUUUAAAUUUGUGUUGCAACAUUACUCAAGAUCAGAGACUCUUCACUGCAAAGAAGGAGCACAGGCAGGGAGAAGAUGAUGACUAUUUCAGCUCUGCUUACAGUCUUUUGCAACAACCAAUCUACAUUGAAGAGACACCACACCAAUGUGAGAAAUGUGGGAAAUGCUUCAGAACUGGCUCACACCUCUCUGUACAUCAGAGAAUUCAUACUGGAAAAAAACUUUACAAGUGCAACAGUUGUGAUAAAUCCUAUAACCAGUGGGCAAAUCUUAAAACACAUCAAAGAAUUCAUACUGGGGAGAAACUUUACAAAUGCAAAGAAUGUGGAAAGUUGUUUACUCAGGCCUCAGCACUUAAAAGCCAUCAGAAAACGCAUACAGGAGAAAAGCCUUACAAAUGUAAGGAAUGUGAUAAGUCCUUUGCCCACUGUUCCAGUUUCAGGAGACAUCAGAAAAUCCAUACUGAUGAGGAACAUUGUAGUUGCCAAGAGUGUGGCAAGGUCUUUCAUCAGCUUUCACAUCUUAAGAGCCACUACAGGCUCCAUAGUGGAGAGAAGCCUUACAAAUGCAAUGAGUGUGGUAGAUCCUUUCCCCACUAUUCCUCUCUUAAAUGGCAUCAGAAAACUCAUUCUCUAGAGACAUUUUAUAAAUGCAAAGAAUGUGGUAAGUCCUUUCUAGAAAUAUCACAUCUUAACAGGCAUUACAGAAUCCAUACUGGUGAAAAACCUUACAAGUGUGAGGUAUGUGACAAAUCUUUUACUGUGAAUUCAACUCUUAGAACACAUCAGAAAAUUCAUACUGGAGAGAAAUCUUACAAAUGUAGGGAAUGUGACAAAUCCUUUACCCGGGACUCACAUCUUAGAAGACAUCAGAGUGUUCAUACUGGAGAGAGACCUUACAGUUGUAAAGAAUGUGGCAAAUCUUUUACUACAUGCACAUAUCUUAGAGAACAUCAGAAAAUUCAUACUGGAGAAAAACCUUACAAAUGUGGAGAGUGUGACAUGUCUUUUAUCCAGCGUUCAAAUCUUAGAACACAUCAGAGAGUCCAUACUAGAGAGAAACCUUACAGAUGUAAGGAAUGUGGCAAAUCUUUAACUACAAGCUCAACUCUUAGAGAACAUCAGAAAAUUCAUACUGGAGAGAAACUUUACAAAUGUAUGGAAUGUGACAAAUUCUUUACUCAUAACUCACAUCUUAGAACACAUCAGAGAGUUCAUACUGGAGAGAGACCUUACACUUGUCAGGAAUGUGACAAAUCUUUUACUACAUGCUCAUAUCUUAGAGCACAUCAGAAAAUUCAUACUGGAGAGAAACUCUACAAAUGCAAAGACUGUGACAUGUCCUUUCUCCAAAUUUUUAGUCUUAAAAUACAUCAGAAGACUCAUACUGGGGAGAAAUCUUACAAAUGUAAAGAUUGUGACCUAUCUUUUAAUCAGAGAUCAGAUCUUAGAAGACAUCAGAAACUUCAUACUGCAGAGAAACCUUACAAAUGUCCGGAAUGUGACAAAUCUUUUACCUACAUGUCAAAUCUUAGAACACAUCAGAGUGUUCAUACUGGAGAGAGACAUUACAGAUGUAAGGAAUGUGACAAAUCUUUUACUAGUUGCUCUUAUCUUAGAGCACAUCAGAAAAUUCAUACUGGAGAGCAACUUCACAAAUGCAAAGACUGUGGCAUAUCCUAUAUCCACCUUUCAAAUCUUAGAAGACAUCAGAGAAUUCAUACUGAAGAGGAAAAUACUGUUGUAAAUCAUGUGACAUAGCAUUUAUAUGGUAUUCUCUACUUACAAGCCCCAAGAGUAUACAUUAUAGAAACAAAGACAAGAAAUUUGUGAAAGCCUUUAAUGAAGUUUUAAAUCUUACAAAAUAUCACAGUUUAUAUUCAAAUAAAAUUCUGCAAUAGUAACUGUGAAUUACUUUUAAUUUGUGUGGGUGCUUUGUCUACACGACUUUCUGGGCACUGUAUGUUUGUCUGUUGCCUGUUGAGGCCAGAAGAGGGCAUCACAUUCCCUGAAGCUGGAGUUCCAGACAGUUGUGAGCUAUUAUAUGUGUUGAAAAUUGAACACAGUGCUCCUCUGGAAGAGGAACCAGUGCUCUUAACCUCCAAACCAUUUAUGCAGCCCCUGGGAAUAGCUGUAAUAAAAAACAUUUAUCUUGUUCAACAUCCAAGAAUCAAUAAUAAUACUAGGCAUGGUGCUGCAUGUCUUUAAUCCCAGCACUCAGGAGGCAAAAGAAUAAAGAUCUCUUGAGUCUGAGGCCAUCCUGGGCUACAUAGUGAGUUCCAAGAGUGCCAGGACUACAUAGACUCUGUCUCAAAAGAAUAAUAAUGACAAAAUUACUAACAAAGGAUGUGACAAACUCUUUUUUUUUGUUCUGUGUAUGUCUCUGUGUAUAUAUAAUAUUGUUUUUGGCGUGUCCCGGCACAAAGUGUAGAUGUGGCACAUAUAGAAGAGAAAAUUGGGAAAACAGAAAGGCAGUCAGGAGACAGCUGCCGCCAUGAGUAACAUGUUAAAAUGUUUACAUGUAAAAUAUUGGUAAGCCCUGAGCCAUGUGGCAAGGUAUAGAUUUAUAGAAAUGGGUUAAUUUAAGAUGUAAAAACUAGAUAACAAAAAGCCUGCCACUGCCAUACAGUUUGUAAACAAUAUAAGCCUCUGUGUGUUUAUGUGGUUGGGUCUGAGCAGCUGUGGGACUGGUGAGUGAGAAAGAUUUGUCCUGACUCUGGGCCAGGCAAGACUGGAAAAAAAAAUUCUGACUACAGAUUUCCUUCUAAAUGUGCUGUACAUCACAAAAUUCAUAGUUGUGAGAAACCAUAAAAGGUACACCAUAUAUAAUCCCUAUAUCUUGUUGUUCAUUGUAAAUUACAGUCACCAAAUGCAUUGAAUUUAUAAAAUCCUUGACCCAUAAAAAAAAAAAACACAAGAAAAUGUUCUAGUAAAGUCUCAUUUUUUGUUUUCUUUCAAAAAUCUUAUGCUAGUGUCAAACCUUGCAAAUAGCAGAAGGUGAGAAACUGUAAAAGAGAGAAGCUGUGCAUGUGACAUCACAGGCAUGACACUAACAGUUUAGAAAUCCCCAAAAACUCUGGAUGGUGGUCCCUGCCUUUGUUGUAGGAAUUUAGCAGAAUCACUGUAAGGGGUAAAUAUUAAAACAAUGAACAGCUAUUUUAUAGGAGUACUUUGACCUAGAAGAAUCCUUGUGGAAAAUAGUGAUUAUUUGCUGAAGGGGCAUUGCAGCCAUCGCAUAACUUUGCUCACAAGAUACCUUAGACACACCUGAGGCUCUUGUAUUAUUGUAUAUUGCAAACAAUACAUAAUAAAGGACAAGAGUCAUGGGGGCAUGUGAUGCUCUGUUUUAGUAAGACAUAAAUUAGAUUAUAGAUCUUGGUAUGAGGAAAUACUUUGUAUAACUUUCAAUCAAUAUGCCUUAACAUGGCUGUUCAGGGUUAAGUCAAUCAGAUGAGGUCGGACCUUCCUGCUGUCAUACAGGCCUUAAAAUUUCAUGCCUUCUUUCUUCAACUGACCCAUGCUACAGGAUAUGCCCCAGCAUUUGGUGACCAUGGUGUAGGGUGUGAGGAAAGAAGUGUCCAGACCCCCCAAGACUGGAAGUAACAUAUGUCCAUAGUAGUAGUUGAGAUUACAGGAUAAGGCAGGAACAUGGAGAAUUUAAAUUCUCCCUCUCAAGUGUGGCAACAAAUAAAAUGGCUCCUGAGACAAAGGGUAAAUCCAGGAAAAAGAAUCUUCCCAGUAGAGAAAGAAAAAAGAAAGGAAG